Molecule: messenger RNA, 3767 nt
Organism: Xyrauchen texanus (razorback sucker)
Lineage: Eukaryota; Metazoa; Chordata; Actinopteri; Cypriniformes; Catostomidae
Product: myotubularin-related protein 3-like
Exons: 19
Coding region: 226-3276 (1016 amino acids)
Biological process (GO): dephosphorylation; regulation of autophagy
Molecular function (GO): metal ion binding; protein phosphatase binding; phosphatidylinositol-3,5-bisphosphate 3-phosphatase activity
Source: RefSeq, a predicted model, not a curated record
CAUGACGUCACCGCGUCAAGUGAUUGGAGCAGCGCAGCCGGGAGCGGAUUACUCUCAUUGUUUACAUUCUCUUUACCGUCGCAUUUCUCAUUGUUCUCCGGUUUUACCGCAAGACUGUACAUCUCUCAUGACUAACGCAAAGCCCAGGUUGUUCAGUGUGGUUACGAUCCAAGUCUGAGGCCUCCCUCUGAACUGUGACCCUCUCUGCCCAGCUCACCUUGGGCCAUGGUUGAAGAGGGGCAGCAGAGUUUGGAGGCCAAUGGGAGCACAGAUCUUGAAGACCAACACUUACAGGUCCCGUUCCCAAUGCUGCAUGGAGAGUGUGUGGAACACGUCGGGAGGGGAGAGGCGUCUGUUAUUGCCUUAACCACCUACCGCCUUCACAUCAAACUACAAGACAAUGUCAUCAAUGUUCCUCUGAAGCUUAUAGAAAGUUUGGUGUGUCGUGAUCUGACACAACUGCACCUGACUUGCAAAGACUGCAAAAUUAUAAGGUGUCACUUCCUGUCACCAGAGCAGUGUCAGGAUUGGUUGAGAAGGAUCACCGCUGCCAUGCGGCUGCCGGCCAGACUAGAGGAGCUCUUCGCAUUUGCGUUUCUCUCGUGCAGUACAAGUGUGUCUGAUGAGGAGAGAGAACUGCAUGAUGGGAUCUGCCGUGCAGGAGGACAUCAGCAGAGGUUUAAGCGUGAGAUGGAGCGGAUGAGCUUUGACACACACAGGUCCUGGAGAAUCUCCAACAUCAACAGCAACUACAGGUUGUGUGCCAGUUACCCCAAGCAGAUUGUUGUGCCUGCUGCAAUCACCGACCAAGAACUGGAAAAGAUAGCGGCAUUCCGAUCUGGGAAGAGAAUCCCAUCUGUUGUUUACAGACACCAGAGUUCGGGCGCUGUGAUUGGUCGAUGUGGGCAACCUGAGGUCAGCUGGUGGGGGUGGCGUAACGUUGACGAUGAGCGCUUGAUUCAGGUCAUUGCGAAAGCUUGCGCCGCAGAUCCGCACAUGAACGGCUCGUGCGUUCGACAUCAUGUGAAGGGUACCGUCGGCGACUCUGACCCUCACGUGGCCAAUGGGAACGUGGCGGCAGAGCCCAGCGCCACAUCCCCUCAGAAGCUGUUAAUAAUGGACGCCAGGUCGUACGCUGCAGCUGUAGCCAAUCGAGCGAAAGGGGGCGGCUGUGAAUGCCCAGAGUACUACCGUAACUGUGAGGUGAUGUUUAUGGGCAUGGCCAACAUCCACUCCAUCCGCAAGAGCUUCCAGUGUUUGCGUACUCUCUGUGCUCAAGUCCCUGAUCCGGUCAAUUGGCUGUCUGCUGUGGAGGGCACUAAAUGGCUCCAGCACUUGUCUCUGCUGCUGAAGGCGUCUCUUCUGGUGGUGAAUGCAGUGGAUCGGGACCGCAGGCCCGUCCUGGUGCACUGCUCUGACGGCUGGGACAGGACGCCGCAAAUUGUGGCUCUAUCCAAACUGCUCCUGGAUCCAUUCUACAGGACCAUUGAGGGUUUUCAGGUGCUGGUAGAGAUGGAGUGGUUGGAUUACGGUCAUAAGUUUGCCGAUCGCUGCGGUCACGGGGAGAGCGAGGAUCUGAACGAGCGCUGUCCGGUGUUCCUGCAGUGGCUGGACGGUGUACAUCAGCUUCAGAGACAGUUCCCAUGCUCCUUUCAGUUCAACGAGGCCUUCCUGGUGAAGUUAGUUCAGCACACAUACUCGUGUCUGUUUGGGACGUUCCUGUGUAACAGUGUGAAGGAGCGCGAGGAGCGGUGUGUUCAUAAAAACACGUGUUCUGUUUGGACACUCCUGAGACCUACAAACCCCGCCUUCCACAACAUCCUCUAUUCACCACGAUCUGAAGCGGUUUUGCACCCCGUGUGUCACGUGCAGAAUCUGAUGCUAUGGAGUGCCAUCUACUUGCCUAACUCCGCCCCCUCCACACCCUCUGAUGAGUCAUGUGUGCCAUACUUCGCCCCCUUAGCCACACCUGCAAGCAGAUUACCAAAGACUCGGUCAUACAACGACUUGCCCACAUCUCGUGAGAGUUUAACGUCUGCGAUUCCAAACCACCGCAGCGACCCCAACCUGAACGAAAAGUGCCAAGACAACACGCUCACCCGGGAGAUCACCAUGACAACAGAACCCGACACGACAAGCACUCCGACGUCAGAAAGGAGCGCCGACGACAGUCUCAAUAAUUCAGCGACAACACUGGAUUAUCGACUCAACUGGACAGUAUGUGAAAUCAACGAUAGUAAUCCCGAAACGUUAAACUGUGACCUGCGAGGUACCACGGGGAUAUCUGUGGAGAAUGGAGUGACUGACAGCCAAAUUAAGAAUAUCUUACAGGAAGCGAGGGAAGAGGACAACAGGAAGUUGGACUGCGAUAUUCCAGACGACUCUGCCGUAAAUGGCAUGAUUGGCGCUAGGCACUCUUCAAUGGAGAACCACACCCCAUACACGCGUCUACCAUCACACACUCCGUCUGAGCCGCCCAAAUCACCCAAAACUCUUAAAGGCAUCCACCCACCUCCCCAAUGUCCCGUUCAACCUCUCUCUCCACCGUCGACCAAUCAGGACAGCCCUCCGUCUUACCACGGCAGCUGUGCCGAGACUUCAGCAGCAGGUGACGGUUCUCUAUUGACGCCCCACAAUCAUUCAGCCGGUGUUUUGGAGCACGGGGCUGCAGUUGCUCAGUGUUUAACGGCCUUAGAUCACCAGGAUAAGGACGGGUUGAGUUUUCACAGUGACGCCGUACAGAUACGUCUGAGGAAGAUGGAGGCGGGGCAUCAGUUGCAGGUGGAGAUGCUGAAGAAACAGAUGCAGGAGCUGUGGAGCCGUUUACACGUCAACGGGAAACUGACGUCUCUUCCGGACGGCGAGAAUAAUGUUGAUUCUGGCUGUUUUUCGCGCUGCAGUACUGAACUCUUGUCACAGUCCAACUGGGACCAGAUCAAACAACAGGACACAGAGGUUACACACUGGUACUCGGAUCACCCAGCAUCCCGUUGCUAUGGUUGCGAAAGGACGUUUUGGCUGGCGGCGAGAAAACAUAACUGCAGGAACUGUGGGAAUGUGUUCUGCGCCAGCUGCUGCGACCAGAAGGUGACGGUCCCGAGUCAACAGCUCUGUGAGCCAAACCACAUGUGCCAGGCAUGCUACGGGCACCUCCGGCCCUCGGGCGUGCCCCCGCACUGCCCCCCGCUGAGCUGGAACUUGAGAAACCCAUUACUGCCAGCUCAAACUAGAACUACAUCCCAAAUAAAACAAUAUGAGAAGCCCAAAGCUGACUAAAGCAGUCUACACAACAAUUCAUAUUCUGUCAUCAUUUACUCACCCACAUGUUGUUCCAAACCUGCAUGACUCUCUUAAGUGGAACACAAAACAAAUUGUUUAGCAGAAUGUUCAUGCUGCUCUUUUCUAAGUCGGGGCUAAAUUUGGUUGCACCACCAGUAGUUGGUAAACUCAUAGUUAAUAUGAUGUUUAACUUUAUUGAUCCAAUAAGCAUCCUUUAAAUGUGUAAGCAGGACGGGUACAUACAUUUCACCAUGAUGUUCAAACCUUUUUCUUGAAACACAUUAUAUGAUACAUAAAAAAAUAAGUAAAUAUAAUAAACAGGAGGCAGAUAAUUCAAUAUGUAAAUAAUAUUCAGGACCUGUAAAUAACAUAAAUAAGUGGAAAUAAAUAUUUACAACAUAUAAAAAAAUUUUUUUUUUUAAAACUGAGCAUUAAUUAAUUUGGGGGGAAAUUAAUUAGAUGAUAAAAGUUGUUCUCGAUUUAUAAUU